Molecule: messenger RNA, 1588 nt
Organism: Lytechinus variegatus (green sea urchin)
Lineage: Eukaryota; Metazoa; Echinodermata; Echinoidea; Temnopleuroida; Toxopneustidae
Exons: 6
Coding region: 261-1268 (335 amino acids)
Source: RefSeq, a predicted model, not a curated record
CUGCUGCUAUAAAUGGUAAAUGAAUCGACGACAUUGCUUCAUUAGUUUGAGCAUCAGUCCCUGGUUUUGAGUCGUUAGGCAGGGUGGAAUUGUUCUGGAAACACCUUCACCGAACCAGUUUAAGACUUCUUGUCGCUUAAAAAAAGAGUUGAGGCCAAUUUUUUUUUAAGGUAAUCGAGCGAAGCGCAACUUGUGAGAAGUUGCUACGAAAUCGUUUUAUUGACUCUGAAAAUCCAAACGUUGGAAUUCAAAAAAGACGUAUGGAAAAUCCUAUCUGCGGUUCCAUGGAAGGGAAAUCCGACCAGUGUUGUUCAUCCCGAUCAUCAGCAUCGACUACCGUCGUCUGUGAGAAAGAUCAAGUCCAUUUCGACUACGGUCACUUCGAUAGUCAUCUCAACGACAAACUCAUACGAAACAACAUGAUGAACAAACACAGGUGGCUAUUACCAUACUGUACAAUAGCAGCUGUCUUUAUCUCACUGGGAGCAUUACUCGGAAUGAUCGCUGUUUACGUGGAGCUAUGUCGGGCAAACUCUAUCUUAAUGACAAACAGGGAACUGAUCCACGCUCAAGAAAUGCAGGUGUUAAACCACACACAUGCAAUGGACCAGCUUAGAAACACAAUGGAGAGUCCCGGCAGCAGAUCUGAAGGGGCGCCAAGGACCGCUGCUGUUGUCGCCGAGGAUGCUUCCGCUAUGCUGGCAACAGGAACUGUUUACCAUCACUGGGGUAAGGCGAGUUGCCCUGCUACGUCCAGCCUUAUUUAUUCUGGUUUUGCAGCAUCGGGCAGCAGCUUGUCAGUGAAUAAAGGAAGUGGUAGCAACAUCUUGUGCAUGGUGAGCGAUCCGGAGUACGGUACAUCUGUACCUGAUCAACAGGAUGCUAGGGGAAAGAUCUACAGUAUCGAGUACAGAAACGCUAAUAACUUUGGCUCUCAAUCUGAUCUUCAUGGCCAUGAUGUACCCUGUGCAGCUUGUAUGACUGGAGGAGGUCGUCAAGCAGUUCUUAUGCUUCCUGGUAGGAUCACAUGCCCUGAAAACUGGACCAGAGAAUACAGAGGGAUCCUAAUGUCAAGCAGAAACAACAACGUGCGAACCUCUUACACCUGUGUGGACUUGGCAGCGGAGUCCCGGCCAGGCACCAUGAACGAAGAUGGCAAUAGCUCUCUGUUAUAUCCAGUUGAAGGAGUGUGUGGGACAGGAGGGGGUAUACCUUGUGGUCCCUACAUUGAUGGCCAUGAACUGCAGUGUGCUGUGUGCUCCAAGUAAUUCAAAGAGACUUCAAAGUAGCCCUGCAGUCAAAGCUACUUCAGCAACUGUAUGAAAACCACCUGCUAACAGUGAUCACCAAGGCUGCAGUCUGACCAGUUUAGAACUACCAACUACUGAGGCUACCAAAGGGUAAUAACAAACUUAUGUUGCACACAGGUGGCAAUUGAAGUUCCACACCAAGCACUUUGUUGUUGAGGGAUAAGGCAUACAUGGACUCCUUUAUUCAUUUAGAACAAGUUUCAAUGUAUUUGUGAGCUAUUAGUAGUGGUUCUUGUGAUGUGGUAUUAAGUUCUCUGGAGGAUAGGUAUGUAAAAAGU